Onychostoma macrolepis is the source of this 2696-nucleotide messenger RNA. RefSeq names its product cytochrome P450 2J2-like. Gene Ontology annotation, biological process: xenobiotic metabolic process. The transcript is spliced from 10 exons. Gene Ontology annotation, cellular component: intracellular membrane-bounded organelle; cytoplasm. NCBI's taxonomy places the organism in Eukaryota, Metazoa, Chordata, Actinopteri, Cypriniformes, Cyprinidae. The coding region runs from base 1153 to 2670 and encodes 505 amino acids. The record is from RefSeq and is a predicted model, not a curated record. Gene Ontology annotation, molecular function: oxidoreductase activity, acting on paired donors, with incorporation or reduction of molecular oxygen, reduced flavin or flavoprotein as one donor, and incorporation of one atom of oxygen; heme binding; iron ion binding.
ACAACGGUCAUUUUCUGUAAAUCUACGUGAGUGACGGAAGCUUCCGGGUAAGCGGAUUCUCCGCAGCUUUGGCGCCUCCGCUCCGCUCUGUGGCUGUGACUCGUCAGGAUUGCUGCGCGUUCUCAGUGAUUUGCUGGUAUGCGCGUGAUUUCAUGCACUUCAAGCGCUCGCCCAAGCGGGAAAAUGCGCUGUUACUGCCAGAUCUCGAUUGCCGAAAAUUACAUUGUGUUUGAUGCAAAACUGACUCGACUAAAUCAUAUGCAAAAAAACAUCAUAACUGUAUAUUUUCAUGCUUUCUCAAGCAAAGCAAAUUUUCAAAGUCCACACAUUGCUGGUCAUAGACAAUGUUGAAGACGUUAUUGUCAACAAGUGGUAAAUAAUAAAAAAAAGGUUUAUAAAAAUGUAUUAAAAUUUUUUAAUAACAAACAUCAGGAAAAAAAUAAGAAACAAUACCUUUGUUUUCCGUAUUGUGUCGCUUACAGUUAAAGUCCUUCUCUGAUUUUAUUGUUGUUUGCAACGUUACUUGGCAAUAUUAUUAUUAUUAUUAAUAAUAAUAUUUUAUUUAUUUUAUUUGUAUUUUCAUGGUCUAUUAUUGGAGUAGUGUCACCCGGGUUGGAAUUUUAACUCCUAUUCACUGGGAAUAAAAAAAUAAAUGAAUAAAUAAAUAGCCUAAAUAAAAUAAAAUAAAAUAAUAAUUCAGUCUAUGCAGAGACGUAUAGAGCGGGGGAAUCCCCCAUCUCCCCACCCUCUGAAUAUUACGUUUAAACGUUAUUUGGCGGUUUUUACUUGGGAAAAGCAGCUAGUUUUCUAGCAUUGGAAUAACUAAACCUGAAACUAUAGACGAAGGAUUGGAGAUUAAUUUCAUUUACAAAUAAAGUAGGAAUGUGCAUACUUUUAAAUCGACACCUACCACGGUGUCUUCUUUGAGUGUGUUUUAAAAACGAUGAGGAGAGGGGGGAGGGGGUGUGGUCUUAAUCUUAGUACUCAGCAUACCCGGUUAAAAAGGUCACCGCUUGCCACUGAUGUAAAUGUAUGAUUAAAGCUGCUUGUUUGAAAAACCUCCAGAUUUUGUAGACAUGUCAGGCAGGACUGUAAAUGUUGUCCAUGUGUUUGUAAUAACUUGUUCUUAUCUUUAAACUUUUACUUUGAUAAAUGUGUUUCCAUAGGGUUCUGUUGUCCAACUUCGUAGAAUCUGGAGUGCCUUAUGUAAUGUCUCUCUACUCCUCCCCUCCAGUAUUUACAUUUCCCAGUCCUAUGCAAAAGAAUCCCUCAAAUUUCCCUCCAGGACCCUGGCCUCUGCCAUUCCUGGGAACUGUCUUCACUAAGAUGGAUUUUAGGACUAUGAAUAAGUUGGCUGAAGUCUACGGAAACGUAUUCAGCUUAAGAGUGGGCAGUGAGAAAAUGGUAGUCGUGACGGGAUAUAAAAUGGUAAAGGAGGCCCUCAUUACUCAGAAUGACAGUUUUGUUGAGCGUCCAAAUGUCCCUCUGUUUCACAAAGUUUAUAAGGGAACUGGUUUAACAAUGAGUAAUGGAUACCGGUGGCGGACACAUAGGAAGUUUGGUGGCCUCCAUUUGCGGAUGUUUGGAGAGGAGAAGAAAAUCCUUGAGCACAGCAUCCAGCAAGAGUCUGUCUACCUUUGUGAUGCCUUUAAGACAGAAAAGGGACUUUUCAACCCUAUGAUCAUCUUAAACGGUGCUGUCUCAAAUACCGUUGCCUGUUUGACAUUUGGACAACGCUUUGACUAUCAUGAUGAAUAUUAUCAAAGAAUCCUGCGUCUUGACAAUGAAUGUGUUCAAUUAGCAGGCACUCAUAGAGCACAGCUGUAUAAUGUGUGUCCUUGGCUCUUGGAAUACUUACCUGGUCCCCAUCAGACUAUGUUUUCAAACUAUAAGCAAAUAACAGACUUCCUGAGAGGAGAGAUCAUUAAACAUAGAGAGGACUGGGACCCUUCAAACCCACGUGACUUUAUAGACAACUACCUGACUGAGAUGGAAAAGUACUUUCUUUUUUUUUUUUCACAGAAAAAGAGUGACCCCAAGGCUGGUUUUAACAUUGAAGGGUUAGUGAUAUCCUGUUUAGACAUGAUUGAGGCCGGGACAGAGACCUCUGCUUCUACAUUACGCUGGGGUCUGCUUUUUAUGAUCAAAUAUCCAGAAAUACAGAAAAAGGUGCAGGCAGAGAUAGACAGGGUUGUUGGACAGUCGCGUCAGCCCUGUUUGGCUGACAGAGUUGAUAUGCCCUACACUGAGGCUGUUAUCCAUGAGAUGCAAAGAUUUGGAGAUGUUGUUCCGCUGGGAUUCCCUAAAAGAUCUGCUAAAGACACAACACUAGGAGGAUUCUUCAUUCCUAAGGGCACCUCUAUUUCAACAAACCUGUCUUCAGUACUGCAUGAUCCAAAUGAAUGGGAGACACCAGACACCUUUAACCCAGGACACUUCCUGAAUGAAAAUGGCCAGUUUCGGAAAAGAGAUGCUUUCCUGCCUUUUUCAGCAGGUAAGCGAGCGUGUUUGGGAGAGCAGCUGGCUCGUCAGGUGAUCUUCCUGUUCUUCACCUCUCUGCUGCAGCAAUUCACCUUCUCCAAAUGUCCAGGAGAGGAACCCAGUUUGGAGGGAGAGGUAUGGUUCACAAAUGUUCCUUCUCCAUACCGUAUGUGUGUGUCCUCACGUUAGAACAAUACAAAGCCAGUAAGAUUAGA